This is a messenger RNA of Abrus precatorius (Indian licorice), 1317 nucleotides long. RefSeq lists its product as uncharacterized. The record is from RefSeq and is a predicted model, not a curated record. The transcript is spliced from 9 exons. The coding region runs from base 270 to 1040 and encodes 256 amino acids. NCBI's taxonomy places the organism in Eukaryota, Viridiplantae, Streptophyta, Magnoliopsida, Fabales, Fabaceae.
AAUCAAAUUCAUGUGUAAAUGUUAUAUACUUGAAACUCGAUUUCAGAAAAUACAUGUAUUUCUAGACUUAGGAGACACAAAGAAAAGAAAAGAAACAUUACCGUACCUUAUCCAAAUCCACUGUAGCCUUGGAUUGGAAGUGUUUGGUGAUAUUCAGCUUGAUGUUGUGUUGAUGAUCACAUAAACUAGAGAAUAAAGUUCCCACUCUCAUUAUUGUCCUUUCCUUCUCUGCUACUAUUAUUGCCAUACUCUCUCAAAUCUCAAACUCAAUGGCGAAAAUUUCACUGGCAAUUGGUUUGAGAACUCUCUUCGCUGUAUUGGGAGCUCUCAUGCUUGCUACCCUUCUUUACUUUCUCUUCACCAAUGGUAAUCCGUUUACCAAAGAACUCCUCAAACCGUGGUUCCUUGCAACUUUGAUUGAUUUCUAUAUCAACGUUGCAGCUUUGAGUGUAUGGAUUGUUUACAAGGAAUCAAAUUGGAUCAGCUCAAUUUUGUUGAUAAUUUUGCUUGUCUGCCUUGGAAGCAUUACUACAUCUGCGUAUAUUGUUGCGCAAUUAUUGAAGCUGUCACCCCAAGAAUCUUCACAGGAUCCUAUAUAUUAUGUUCUGUUGCGGCAUCCACACAAUCUUUUACAUAGGAAUGGUGCAGCACCAAAAACAGAGCAUUCUUCUGCUGUGACUCUUAGAAUACUUUUCAGCAUUUUGGGUUUUGUCAUGAUUGGAACUUUGGUGUACACACUUGUCACUCAUGGUUCUCCUUUCCGUAAAGAGCUUCUAACUCCGUGGAUGACAGCAACACUAAUUGACUUCUACAUGAAUGUUACGGCUCUAGCAGUCUGGGUUGCCUACAAAGAAUCUCGUUGGAUUUCUGCAGUCUUUUGGAUAAUUCUUUUGAUAUGUUUUGGCAGCAUUACUACUUGCUUCUACAUUGCGUGGCAGUUGUUCCAGAUAUCUUCUCAUGAUCCUGCUUACCUUAUUUUGGUGCGUCAUGGUGACAGGCCAGAAAACAAAUAUAAUGGGCUUUCUGACGAGGCAGCAUAGCAAUGUUUUUCAUGAACCAAAUACAAUAAAGGUUCAUGCGGCAUGUUCUUGUGAAUCUCAUGUGGAUUGACUGGCUUUAGCAUCUAUUUCUCUGCAAACACUACUAGUUCUCUUGUAAUUUUGGUGGUUACGUAUUUUUAAGACCUAAAUGGAGCAACCUGCAUUAAGAGUAUGAAACAAUGUACUUGAUGAUAUAAUUCAAGAACAUCUUGAUUGCUCUUACAGUUUGUAACACAAAUUUAUGUUUGAAAAAAUGGUUGGUGGAUAUGGGUUACCG